AUGGCAGCGGUAGUUUUCCACGCGUAUCAGGCACAGGCGGCCGUGAGCCUUCUCAUCCUCCUCACCAUUCUUCCGUCGUCGCAUGCGCAAAGCUCUUACCUCGUCGUCCGAGCGAAGCAGCUCAGAGCCGCAUCUGACUCAUACGCCGCGGAUCUCAAGGCCGCGCAAGCCGUCGCUGCGCAGAAAGCGCAGGAUGAAGCCGAUGCUGCCGCCGCGAUCGCCGCUAUCGAGAAUGACAAUACCGCGGAUAAUCUCCGCUCCGCUCUGGACAGCAUGAAAGACGCGAUGGACGGUGCGAAGUACGAUCUCGACGAUGCGAACAGAAUCUUGUCUUAUCGCAAGCAGGCCUACAUCCAAGCGCAGAUCGAUCCCACCAGCCACCCCGAGCUGCCCGCUGCCACGAAAGCCGUCAACGACGCGGCGCGCCGGGUGAAAAUGACUGCAGCGCUUCUCGACGAAUGGCGCAACGUCAUCGCGGACGCGGCAGCGGCGAUCAAGGAUGCGCUGUCAGCAUACGAAAAAGACCCGUCGCCAGUAAAUAAGGUGGCUGUUGCGGAAGCGGAAUCCGUUAAGUCGUCCGUGGAGGAGGUUCUCCCGGAUAUCGAGAGCCAGGCGGAUCGCGCGAAGGCGAAACUUGUCAAGGCUCAGAAUAACUACCAGAGGCUCGUCAAGGCGCUGGCGGUGGCGAAGGCGAACCUCGCGGCGGUGAAGAUAAACCGCGCGGUGGCGGAUAAGCGCGUGGUGCAGCUGGCGGACCGCGCCAAGGCAGGCCUUGCGCGCGCCGUGGAUGCGGAAAAGGCGGUGCAGGAUGCGACGAUCAUGGCCAAGCCGUGA
Messenger RNA from Closterium sp. Naga37s-1, 834 nucleotides. Lineage: Eukaryota; Viridiplantae; Streptophyta; Zygnematophyceae; Desmidiales; Closteriaceae. The record is from the annotation of a GenBank genome assembly.